GUCAAUAGCGUGUGUUUCACACGGACUUGUUUUGGAAAGGCACCAAAAAAAAGCCCGGGCUAGCAGCGCAUGGCGGACAUGGCAGCGGACAUGGCGGACAAGACGAGGACGCAAGGAGCUAACAUGGACUCCUGAGUCCUGAGCGCGAGCGGUUGUCUUCUCUAAUGUGGAGAAGAUUGCUGCUCAGGGCGACCACCUGUCCAUCUCAGGUGGGACCCCCAAGCUCUGCCUCCCGGAGAGAUCCGUCCUCCCUCUUUGUGGGCCUCCUGACUCACAGACAUGCCCGGGCGUGGCGUGGCCCCGUCAGGGCGUACAAAAAAGAUGCCAAAUCCACGGUGGACUUCCCCGUCAGUGCCAUCACCGUCACCGACAUCAAGCAGUACCUGCGCUCCAAAGAAGUUCCCUUCCACGACGGCUUCAGCUGCCUCCACGCGCCCACCAUCUUCACGGACACGGCCCCCAGGGGGGAGCGCUUCUCCUUGUUCGUGGACAAGACCACCGGGCAGUUCCUGUGCAUGGACACUCAGGUGGAGGGCAGCUGGGAGGACCUCCAGGACUGCCUGGAGGUCAUGCAGAAGGAGGAGCAGGACUUCAUCAGCCCGCAUGUGCUGCUGGGAUACGCGGAGAGCGCCGAGGAGCAGGAUCAGCACGAGCGGGAGCUGAGGGAGGUCCAGGGCAUCUGGUCCAGCUCGGUGGCGUUCUCCGACCUGACCGAAGACGAGGCCCAGCUGGUCAAAGCCAUGUUUCAGAUCACAAAGAUCUCCAACGCCACGCUGAAGAAGUUCGGCGUGAGGCUCUUUAAGCCCACCAAGAGUCUGGUCUUCCCCUGGUUUGGUGGACCCGACUCCUCCUUGAAGGGCGUGAAGCUGCUCUCCGCUCAAAGCGCGGGCGACGACAAAGUGAGCUACAACGAGGCCACGGUUCCAAAGUGGAGCUCCUACAACAACCUGUUCGGCCUCCCGCUGGUGGGCCGCAUGGACUCCGACGUGGUCCUGACCGGAGGCGAACUGGACACGCUGGCGGUGAGCCAAGCCACGGGCCUGGCCAGCGUGGCUCUCCCGCGCGGCGCCAGCUGCCUGCCGCCCGCCCUGCUGCCGUACCUGGAGCAGUUCAAGCGCGUGACGCUGUGGCUGGGCGGCGACAUGCGCUCCUGGGAGGCCUCCAAGAUCUUCUCGCGCAAGCUGGGCCUGAGGCGCUGCUCGCUGGUGCGGCCGGGCGAGUACCGCCCCUGCCCCGGCGAGGCGCUGGCCCAGGGCAAGAACCUGAGCCGCAUCAUCAAGGCCUCCAUCCCGGCGGCGCACAAGUCCAUCGUGUCCUUCAAGCAGCUGCGAGACGACGUGUACGGCGAGCUGGUCAACACGGAGCAGGUGGCCGGCGUCAAGUGGGCCCGCUUUCCCGACCUCAACAGGAUCCUGAAGGGUCACCGCAAGGGGGAGCUGACCGUGUUCACAGGUCCGACGGGUAGCGGGAAGACCACCUUCAUCAGCGAGCUGGCUCUGGACCUGUGCAUGCAGGGCGUCAACACGCUGUGGGGCAGCUUCGAGAUCAACAACGUGCGCCUGGCCAAGAUCAUGCUGACCCAGUUCGCCCUGCAGCGGCUGGAGGAGAACCUGGAGCAGUACGACUUCUGGGCGGACAAGUUCGAGGAGCUGCCGCUCUACUUCAUGACCUUCCACGGCCAGCAGAACAUCAAGUCCGUGCUGGACACCAUGCAGCACGCCGUCUACCUCUACGAUAUCAACCACGUGGUCAUCGACAACCUGCAGUUCAUGAUGGGACAGGAGAACCUCUCCAUUGACAAGUUCGCCGUGCAGGACCACAUCAUCGCCGCCUUCAGGAAGUUUGCCACCAACUCCAGCUGCCACGUCACGCUCAUCAUCCACCCCAGGAAGGAGGAGGACGACCGCGAGCUGCAGACUGCAUCCAUAUUUGGCUCGGCAAAGGCCAGCCAAGAGGCGGACAACGUGCUCAUCCUGCAGGAGAAGAAGCUGGUCACCUGUCCCGGCCGCCGCUCCCUGCAGGUGACCAAGAACCGCUUUGACGGCGACGUGGGCAUCUUCCCCCUGGACUUCCUCAAGUCCUCGCUCACCUUCUCGGCACCCAUCAAGGGCAAACACAAGCUGAGGAAGGUGGCCGCCAAGCCAGAGGAGGGCGAGGGCGAGGACGAGCAAGGCGGCGAGGCGUCCCCGAAGAAGGAGGUCGUCAAACGGGAGAAGUCUGCCAAAAAGUCAUCACAACCUGCCAAGAACCCCCCAACAGAGAAGAAAGGUAAUUAAAGUUGAUGGGCAAGUUCUCCGUGAUCAUUUCAACAUUUACUACUGACUCCAUAAUCCUUUAUGUGAUCCCUCAAACAUUUUCUACACUUUUUAAUAAACACUUUGGUAUGGAGGUUGUGGUCAUUGCUGGCCAGCAGGGGGCAGUGUGUGCCACUGACCUCAACCUUAUCUUACCAAGCACUGAAAAAUCAUUGCGUGGAUAUUUAUAUCUUUUUUUUCAAUUUAUAAAAAGGUUAAAAUUAAAUAUGUAUGUAAAGACAACAAAGUUAACUAUUUUUUCUCUUUACAUUUCAUUUUUUGCUUAAUUUUUGCAGUUUAGUUUGUUUCAUUUAAUUUCUACAAUGUGCCACGGGCACCGCUAGUUGGUGUGGUGAAUGUCCCAGUGAACCCAGUCCGGGGUGUCCAAACUGUGGCCCACCGACGUCCUCAAAGUGGCCCGCGAGUUUAAUAAGGAAUCUUACCCGCAGGGAGAUUGCAUUCAUUUUACAAGUCUAACCUUUUUGAUGUUGCGUUUUUUUCGCCAUCUAGUGGACAAAAUGUGUUUUUCCUUUCCUGCAUUUAUUCAUGUGACCCAAUGCAAACAACCUUCCCUAGUCAUGGUAUAAAAAAAAAUAAAAAUACAACCAACACAAAAUGUCAACAGACAUGGUCACUGAACUUUGUGGAUAUUAUUUUUUUUAAAACAUCCAUUCACCAUAACAAACUCCAAAAUUAUUACAAAGCAUGAUGGGAAAAAUGCAAAACACUGUCCACACUUAUUCAUGUUUGGCGCAUUUUCACUGCUUGCUGUUUCUGGUAGAUUAAAAAACAAGAUAAAUACACUGAUUACAUACUUCAUAAAAAUACUGUAGUUGUUUGUACUACAUUUUAUUGUAUUGUCGUGCAAACAAUAUUUUGUUACCUAAAAGCUUGUCACAUGUUGAAAUGGUGAUCUUUUUGAGGGGGCUGAACAUCCAUUAAAUUAAAAAAUCAAACAAAAAACAAACUGCAUCACACAACCAAUAAAACUGGUAUCCCCCAAGUCCUGCUGUACCUACAGACGUAAUCUUUACAUUGUGUUUUUGUUUUGUGUUUGUGUAACGUUAGUCCCGCAAAUACACCGCACAUAUUACCACAAACAUCCAUGAACUAAAUUAGUCAUGAACAAGUUUCUUUACUAAACUGUCAAUAAAAAUUUGAGUGCAAAUGAAACCACUUUAGUCGUAAUUUUUGCGCUUCAGAAUUUUUUUUAGGACUCCUUCUGUUUAAUAUUGUCAUUACUGCCACAAGUGGUGGGAAUGUGUACUACCACUGCGGCCCAUACCAA
Molecule: messenger RNA, 3582 nt
Organism: Entelurus aequoreus (snake pipefish)
Lineage: Eukaryota; Metazoa; Chordata; Actinopteri; Syngnathiformes; Syngnathidae
Gene: twnk
Product: twinkle mtDNA helicase
Exons: 7
Coding region: 165-2276 (703 amino acids)
Biological process (GO): mitochondrial DNA replication
Cellular component (GO): mitochondrion
Molecular function (GO): 5'-3' DNA helicase activity; single-stranded DNA binding; ATP binding
Source: RefSeq, a predicted model, not a curated record